CCUUCCAACUUUUACUGAGCCACGGGCUUGCUCCCUCGAGGGCGGAACCUCACGUUGAGUGACGGCCGGUGGCCCGCCCCGGGCGUGACGUCGACCGAAUGUUGUGGCUGCGGCCGCACGUGGUCGGCAGAGUCCGCCUCAGACUGCUGCACUCCGCGUCUUCAGCUGCUUGCCUUCCUGCUCAUCUCGCUCGCUAUGUCCACGUUCACGACCUGCCCGAUUCCCGGGGGCAGAGACCGGCUGCCCGACUGCUACAGCACCACGCCGGGGGGCACGCUAUACGCCACUACCCCGGGAGGCACCAGGAUCAUCUACGACAGAAAGUUCCUGCUGGAGUGCAAGAACUCACCCAUUGCCCGGACACCCCCCUGCUGCCUCCCUCAGAUUCCCGGGGUCACAACUCCUCCAACAACCCCAUCCCCCAAGCUGGAGGAGCUGAAGGAACAGAAGGAGACAGAGGAAGAGAUACCCGAUGACGCACAAUUUGAAAUGGACAUCUAAUCCAGUGCAGAUGACCUGUGUGUGGAGUUACAGGAAUCCCUCAUGCUGCCGCUGCCACCACCUCUUCCUGGGGUAUCCAAAGACCAGCUGGCCUCAUCUAAUCUGGGAGUGCUUGGCUCUGGGCCUCCCUUAGUUCUGAGGCAGCUAGACCAAGGAUAAGGAGUGGGCACCUUGCCAAGCCCUUAACUCUACUUUCUGUUCGGUUUGUAGGCACUCCUCUCAACCCCCAGCCUUCCACUCUCAGGCUGAGGCGAGGCUUGGGGGAAUGGAGUAUGUCACUGUCUCACUGCUUAGUAAAUAUUCAAAGAAAU
Myotis brandtii (Brandt's bat) is the source of this 812-nucleotide messenger RNA. It is a transcript of the gene EIF4EBP3, whose product is annotated as eukaryotic translation initiation factor 4E binding protein 3. Gene Ontology annotation, biological process: negative regulation of translational initiation. Lineage: Eukaryota; Metazoa; Chordata; Mammalia; Chiroptera; Vespertilionidae. Gene Ontology annotation, cellular component: cytoplasm. The transcript is spliced from 3 exons. The coding region runs from base 196 to 501 and encodes 101 amino acids. Gene Ontology annotation, molecular function: eukaryotic initiation factor 4E binding. The record is from RefSeq and is a predicted model, not a curated record.